Ambispora leptoticha is the source of this 1401-nucleotide messenger RNA. Lineage: Eukaryota; Fungi; Glomeromycota; Glomeromycetes; Archaeosporales; Ambisporaceae. The record is from the annotation of a GenBank genome assembly.
AAGAAAGUAAUUGCUAUUGUUGAAAACAAAUUACCAGAAAACUUCAACACUCCCCAAAAGCAAAAAAAAGCCAUUUUACAAGAAAUUGAAGUAGCCAAAAAAACUGGAAAUGAGAUAGAAGAUGAAGAAGGAAAAAAAAUAAACAAAAUUUUUGAUUCUAAAGACCCUGAUUUACAAAAAUUUAUAAGAAAAAUUUUGCAAUCUAUUGAUGAGAAAAAUGACAGAAUCUUGCCUACUGAAACACCUGCUGAUUGUCUGUAUACUUUCGUUGAACUCUUUGUUUUCAAAUGUUUAAGCGACUUGGGGAUACUUGAACAAGGAACUAAUUUUGAUCAUUUAUUGGAGAGAUAUAAAUAUGAUAUUGACAAACCAGAAGAAAAAGCUCUCGAGUAUUAUGUGAAAACUAUUCGUCCUGAAAUAAAGAGAUUAUUUCCAGAGAGCAAGAUUGAUGGGACAACUAUAAUCAAUGGAACCAUAUUUGUAAGCAAAGGUAAGGCCGUUACUGAAUAUGGUUUAGUUUUUAAAAAGGUUUUACUAAGGUUUAAAGACUAUAAAAAGUUGGAAAACAUUAGUUAUGAUUUCAAAAGUCAACUAUUUGAAACUUUCUUAAAAGAGGAUAAGGGUAAAAAAGAUUGGGGACAAUUUUUUACUCCUUUAAAGGUGGUUCGUGCCAUUAUAAAAAUGGCAAAAGACGAUAUAAGAGAAGGGAUAGAAAUCUGUGAUCCUGCUUGUGGAGUUGGAAAAUUUUUGCUUGAAGCAUUAAUAACUAGUUCAAAAAAAUUAGACCAUUUAUAUGAUAAAGACAAAAAAAAGUUGAAAAUUACCAUUCAUGGUUUCGAUAAAGGAACUGAUGAAGGUGAACAAAGAACAAUUAUUUUAGCAAAAGCCAAUAUGCUUAUUUAUUUUUCUGAAUUAAUAAAGGAAAAUCCCAAGUUAACAGAGGAUUUUUCCAAAUUGUUUAAUGACAGUUUUGUUAUAAAAACUAAUCCUGUUCUUGGGACAUUAGCCGAACCUGAAAAAGAUAAAUAUGACCUAAUUUUAACAAAUCCGCCUUAUGUAAUAAGUGGUAGUGGGAAUUUAAAAGACAAAAUAAGGGAAAAAGAUAGUUUGUCAAACUACUACAAAAUUGAUGCUUCGGGCUUUGAAGGCUUGUUCAUGGAAUGGAUAAUCAGGGCAUUAAAGCCUAAUGGCAAAGCUUUUGUUGUCAUUCCUGAUGGAAUUCUUAACCGAAAAAAUGACCAAAAAUUACGUCAAUUUAUUAUAAAUGAAUGUUUUAUUGAUGGCAUCAUUUCUUUACCAAACAAGACUUUUUUUAACACAUCCAAAAAAACGUAUAUUCUAUGUUUAACCAAAAAAAAUAGCAAAGGUGAUGUCCAAACAGACCCUGUUUUUACUUAUCUA